AUGUAUGAUCGUAGGAGAUAUGAAAUUGAGCUUAUUUUGCAAAAGAACAUUAUUUAUUUAGAACGUUGGUCUAACUUUACAGCCCAAGAUAGAGUACGUGCAAAACUAUGUGCCCAUCUAAUUUCCAUGACUGUUCAACUCAAACACCUUUCUAUUGCAAAAUUUCAAUGGCUUUUAUAUAUUACUGAAAAUACUUUUGAUGACUUAAAAGAAAAUGCUCUGAGUACUGUUCGACAUGCUGAAUUUGGUAUUCCAAGUUGUAAUUUUGCUGCAAAUGAAUCAGCUCAUAUUGGCAAACGGCUCAUACCAUUUCUUAGCACUUAUAUGUCUCAUUUACAAACAUUACGUCUUUGGAGACCUGAUGAUUUUCCUUGGACAUCAAAGCAACAUGCAAUUGUUUUUCAAGAUGAUCUUUCUCAAUUAAUUAAACAAUUAAAACAUUUUGUGUUUCUCGAUAUUUACGGUCUAAUUUCUUUUAAAAGAGUCAAAUCUUAUCGUUUAAUGGUACAAACUCGCUUUCCAAAUAGUCGAUCUGAUGUUCAAAUAUCAAGAUUCCGUCUUUGGGUGUAA
Molecule: messenger RNA, 570 nt
Organism: Rotaria sp. Silwood2
Lineage: Eukaryota; Metazoa; Rotifera; Eurotatoria; Philodinida; Philodinidae
Source: the annotation of a GenBank genome assembly